Caenorhabditis elegans is the source of this 785-nucleotide messenger RNA. It is a transcript of the gene C07G3.10, whose product is annotated as Fatty-acid and retinol-binding protein 1. Gene Ontology annotation, cellular component: extracellular region. The coding region runs from base 1 to 711 and encodes 236 amino acids. The record is from RefSeq and is marked reviewed. Gene Ontology annotation, molecular function: lipid binding. The transcript is spliced from 2 exons. NCBI's taxonomy places the organism in Eukaryota, Metazoa, Nematoda, Chromadorea, Rhabditida, Rhabditidae.
AUGAAGUUCACCGCAAUUUUGGUCUUUGCAACAUUUUUCGCCUUCACUUCAUCGGCACCUACUCCUGCUGCGAAUGAUGUUGAAGAGCCGAUGGUGAAGAAAACCGAGCAGAUGCUCACCGUGGAGGCCUUCGAUGGGUACAUCGGGUUGCUGAAGAUGUUCAAGGAUAUGUUGCCGCUGGAUAUUAUUACGACGAUAGAUAAUCUGAACAUCACCCAGAAAGGAGAAGUCGUGAGCUUCCUAUCCAACUGGUUCCAGGAUCGAAUUCAGCGCCCAAAUACCACCACUGAAAUUGUCAGUGUGCUCCGCGAGCAUCUUCCAUCCGUCUUCGACAAAAUCCACUCUUACAAUGAAACAUUCUACACAAAAUUCAAUAACUUGAAGCCAGAAACCCAAGCUCUCCUGCGUGAAUGGCGUGAAAAAGCAGUGGAUCUUCUCGGAGAUCAACGACCAGCCGGCGAAACCGCAGGCCAAAACCUCCAGCUACUUCGCGACUUUGCCAUGAGCAUUCGAGAUGUAAAAUCUGAAAUUCGGGAUGACUUGAGGACCCAAUUUCCUCAGGCGGUGUCGUUGACCGAAGGGCUCGGAUUCACUGUGUUCACGACGAUGAUCAUGGUAGUUCAGAAGAUUGUGGAGACGGCGGCGGCGGUGAAGAAUCAGGCGGUGCUGGCCACUGGAUUGCCAGUGGAGUGCGCGCUUCCAUUGGAUUAAUGUUUUUUUUUUUUUUUUAAUUUAAAAUUUUAAAUUUUGCCAUCUAUUUUUAAUCUAAUAAACAAUUUCAUUUU